AACAAAGGGAUUGGUCUGAGAUUGACUUUUUAACUUCAAAAGUCAACCCUUCAAUGGAGGUUCAUCCUCCUCCUCUUCUUCUUCUUCUUUCUUGCUUUGCCAUUGCUUCAUAUGCUCAACAUGAACACCUACUCUCAUCCCUUAACCGAUCCCUCAUUGUUUCGACUACACCUACUCCUGGCCAAGUUUUGAAGAUAGGGGUAGAUCAAGUAACGGUGACAUGGUCAUACAACCAGACCCUCCCAACUGCAGCGGACUCGAACUACACAAGAGUGCAAGUGAAGCUAUGCUACGCACCAGUUAGCCAGAGCGGCCGAGAUGACCGCAAAACAGAUGACAACCUGCUUAACGACAAGACCUGCCCUUUUGACAUCAUGGACGGGCCAUACCAACGUUCAAACUCCUCCUUUAUUUGGACCAUUCCUAGAGAUAUCCCCACGGCUACGUACUUUAUAAGGGUGUACGUAACAGAUCCUGAUGACCAUGAGGUGGCGUAUGGCCAAUCGACGGAUCCCCUCAAGACCACCAACUUGUUUCAAAUCGAGGGAGUCACCAACGACCAAGUGUUGGCAGCAUGGCCCACGUUCAAGAUGUCUUUGGGAUACUCGUAUGCGUGGCUUGGUGUCUUGUUUCUGAUGUAGAUUGAUUGAUUGAUCAUGUUGUAUUUGAUAUUACGUCAAUAAUGUA
This is a messenger RNA of Cynara cardunculus var. scolymus (artichoke), 687 nucleotides long. Its product is annotated as high-affinity nitrate transporter 3.2-like. Gene Ontology annotation, biological process: nitrate transmembrane transport; response to nitrate. Gene Ontology annotation, molecular function: nitrate transmembrane transporter activity. Gene Ontology annotation, cellular component: plasma membrane. Bases 54 to 641 code for a protein of 195 amino acids. Lineage: Eukaryota; Viridiplantae; Streptophyta; Magnoliopsida; Asterales; Asteraceae. The record is from RefSeq and is a predicted model, not a curated record. The transcript has 2 exons.